Gongylonema pulchrum is the source of this 356-nucleotide messenger RNA. NCBI's taxonomy places the organism in Eukaryota, Metazoa, Nematoda, Chromadorea, Rhabditida, Gongylonematidae. The record is from the annotation of a GenBank genome assembly.
AUGAUAACAUUUGUAAAUACAAUGAAAUCUUACCAAGCGCUACGAAGCCAUGUGGCUUAUAUGAUAAAACGCCUACUGAUAAUGCUAAUUCAUACCAGUGGCUUGUUCCGUUACGAGCCUACGGCUGCUUCUGAGGUUGAAAUCAGAAACUUUUCAUCCAGUUGGGCUGAUGGAAUGGCAUUCUGUGCAUUGAUACAUCGAUUCGCACCAAAUUCGUUCGAUUUUCGAACACUCAAUCCGAAAGAUCGAAGAGAGAAUUUUGAAUUGGCAUUUAGGGUGGCCGAGUUGGUUCUUUUUUUUCUACAUGAAUCCCAUUUAAGCAUAGCUAAAAUGAGGUGUUUUUGCGGUUUUUAGUG